Molecule: messenger RNA, 3027 nt
Organism: Naegleria fowleri
Lineage: Eukaryota; Heterolobosea; Eutetramitea; Acrasida; Naegleriidae
Exons: 1
Coding region: 1-3027 (1008 amino acids)
Biological process (GO): negative regulation of gene expression
Cellular component (GO): cytoplasm; nucleus
Molecular function (GO): transcription corepressor activity
Source: RefSeq, a predicted model, not a curated record
AUGGGUUAUAUUGGAAUGCCACUUCAAGGAGGUUCAAAUACCUCACCAAUGCAGCCAGUCUCUCUCUCAAACGCUGUGACUUAUGCGAAUAGACCAGUCAGUUACUUGCAAUCAUCUAAUGAUCAGCAGUUGAAUCACAUUCAGCCACACCAAUCCACAAUCCCUGGUCAUAAUAUGCAAGCAGGAAAUGUACCACCUCGUUUUGUUCAGCAAGGGUAUGGUCAGAUGUUAACUCAACCCUACACUGUAAUGAGUGGUCCUUAUACUGGAAUGAGUCAUCAACAACCACCUCUCAUUUCAAAUGUAUCAAACCAACCUCCCAUUCAUGUCUAUUCUCAGGUUGAAACAAGACCUAAUGCUCCGUUUGUAAAAGUUAGAAUUAUCAACAUUCCAAAGUCGGAAGAUCUUUCAAAUGUCCUAGCAUUGUUGAAACAAGCUGUUCCUUGUUUGCAUGGUAAUAUUGACAAAGAAGAGAAAGUCCAGCCGAAACAAAGUUCAAACUAUCCUAACACUUAUUUUAUUAUCUUGUUGAUCAAGGAUGCAGCUGUUGCGGAGGCCUUGGUAAGACAAACCAACAAAAUUCGUAUUGGGAAUUUCAAUUUGCGCAUAGAUGUUGACAAAGGGACGACUUCAAAUGCUCACACCACCACGACACAAAAAAUUGUACAACCAUCUCUUGUCCAUCCAUUCACCAUUCCACAAGACGCCACAACUAUCCAGUUGGAUCUUGUAAAGAGCACUCUUUUGCAAUUAGUACCAACAUAUGAGCUAGAUAAUGUAUUUGGAUCUAAUCUUUGGCGCUUCAAUGGUACAGAUCAUACUUUGGCUGUUUUCAAUACCACAUUGAGCAAGCAGGACAUUGAAAACAGAGUGGAAAGCCUUUUGAGCCUUCAUACUUUCCGUGAAACUUAUUUCUUGGAGCCUUGGAAUCCGGUUAUUCAAAGUACACUCAUAGCUAACCAUUUCCAAUGUUAUUAUGAUUCUAGUAACAAAAUAUUAACUGUUUUAGGCCUUAUCUCUCAGAAAGGAAAGCUUAGCAACCUCCAAAAAGAAUUCCUCUCAACUAUUGGUUUGCUUCCUUAUGGAAGUGACAAGCUGUCAAAGUUGAGAAGCAACAAUCAGCUUCAAUUCGAACCUAAAGGAGAAGGUGUUGAAGUGAAAGCACUCUGUGCCAGCAAAGAAGACUUUCUAAAGUUCUCAAAGCUGCUCAAAGAUGGCAAUCUCAUUAACAAUGUUAACCAAAAGAAUAAGGAAAAGAAAAAAGACAAACCGAAGACACUAAAGCCAAUUUCUAAUGCCCAAAUGAAAUUCUUGCAGCAACAUUUUUCAUUGAAAGCCAAAUGCAAAAAAGUAGACCGUAGUAGUGUAUCAAUUGUAUUGGAUGGGGCUUUGUUGAAGAAGCAGGUUGAGAUUAAGAACUUAAUUGAUCAAUUGACAGACAUAGAUAUCACAUACAAAGUCGACAAAGAUUUAUUUGAGGAAACGAAGGGCGAAAUUUCAAAGUAUUUGCAAUCACUUGAUUCCAUUCAAACAGCAUUUGUAUUCUGGAAAGACAAUCAAACCAAUGAAGCGACCUGUCGUGUUGCGUUGUUGAAAAACUCACAGAACACUAACGAUAUCACACAGAACACUGAUGAUGAUAUCAAAGUUAGGAAUUACCACAAUGAGAUUAAGUUAGAAAUUGAAAAGAUUAUGAAAGGUUACAAAAAAACAAUCUCAGUACAAGCAACACAAACAAAGAACUUGAACUUGAAAGAUUUUACCAAAGAUAUCAAAGGAGUAGUGGCAUUUAUCAAAAAUAAUUCUGUCAUGAUCAAAGGUAUCCAUCAAGACGACGUUGACGUGGUUUACGAAAAUAUUAAUGCUGCUCUUGCAAAUUCUCAAACUCGUUCUCGACAAAUCUAUUUCGACAAUAUGAUUGAGAAGAAGGUAGCAGAAAAUGCACUUGAAAGCGCAGCCAAACAAAAGGGUUUGAAGAUGAUCAAGUCUCAAGGCCUUUCUGUUAGGUUGAAUGGAAAAGUUCAAGAUUUAGAUGAAUUUGUCAAGAAACACGUCAGCACUAUUCUUUUGGAUGCUCGUAGAAAAAUUGUGUACGACUUUCUUCCAAUAUCUCAUCAUGAAUACAAAUAUUGGACUAAAACAUUUAAGGAGCUAGCAGCUGAAGCACAAAAGUAUAAUACUGAAAUUGUGUAUGUCGAAAAUUUCACAUAUCAAAUUGAGAAGAUCAAAAAUUGUCUCAUUUACAUUUCAAAUGUUGACAUUUUAGAUAAGAGACUCAAUGUCGACAUUUUAGUGAACAGUGCAAAUGAUCAGCUGCAACACGAUGCAGGAGUAGCAAAAGCAAUUAAAGACGCAGCUGGAAAAGGAUUUGAUGAAGAGUGUAAAAGAAAGUUACAGCAAAAUGGAGGAUCUUUCAAAACGGGAGACGUGAUCGAGACUCGUGCUCAUAACAUUUCUCAUGUGAUUGGAAUCUAUAACGCAAUUCCUCCCGGGUGUUCAAGAAGUCUACAAGAUGAAUGUGACUUAAAAAUGACUGUUCUCAACAUUUUGAAGAUUGCAGAGAACAAGAAUAUUGCGUCUAUUGCCAUACCUCCACUUGCGAUGGGCAUAUUUGGUUAUCCAAUCCCACAAGCGACAAAAAUUAUUGCUGAAGCCAUUUGCGAACACCUUAUCAAUACACCUAAUAGCUCGAUCAGAGAGAUUCAUCUUGCAAAUAAGGAAGAAAAAUCAGAAAUAUCCGAAGCGUAUUCAAAUGUCUUUUCUCAACUCAAUGGCAAUUCAACAACCGUUUAUCAAAACUUUUCACAAGACGAUUACGAAGUUGAAGAAAACAUUUCUUACGAAUACUCCGGAGUUUUUAGAUAUUUUGAUGACAUCUCAAAGUCAUACUUGGAUUACUCCCCAAAUGAAAACAGAAAACUAUGUGAGAAGUUUUUGGAAGAUCCAAAAGAAAGUUUUGUUUUUGAAGCUGAACAGAAGAAAAAAGUAUUUGAUCGAUUUUGCAAACAUGAAACAGACAAAUCUUGA